Messenger RNA from Entelurus aequoreus (snake pipefish), 2276 nucleotides. RefSeq names its product protein mono-ADP-ribosyltransferase TIPARP-like. The transcript has 6 exons. NCBI's taxonomy places the organism in Eukaryota, Metazoa, Chordata, Actinopteri, Syngnathiformes, Syngnathidae. Gene Ontology annotation, molecular function: NAD+ poly-ADP-ribosyltransferase activity; metal ion binding. Bases 7 to 1521 code for a protein of 504 amino acids. The record is from RefSeq and is a predicted model, not a curated record.
GUCUGCAUGGAUGAACGAGGAUGCCUUCAUAAAGCCAGACUAACCAACUCCUUCCAAGUCAGCAUCCACUUGACCCAGAAGACCAGCAGCUUCACCCAGCAGCCCCCCAUCAGCAUGACCUCGCCCAAGGUUGUGAAACAUGGCUCGACCCACAAGACCUGCGCGUUACUCAGCAUCUCGGAUAACGUGCUUCAGCCUGCCCCUCCUGGUCAGGCGCCCCCAGAUGGCCAAGCGUCUCCAUCGCCAGCCGCCCAGAUAACCGCUGAGUCCCCCGCACAGCCGCCUUUGUUCCACACAAAGAGCUUGAACGACGUGGAGAUCUGCGACAGUUUCCUGCUGGGGAAGUGCCCCGAGGGGACGUCGUGUCCAAAGCAUCACACGGCCUUGCCAUUCCACUGGCAGCUGUGGUGCCUCAAGACGCUGACCUGGGUGGAUGUGCAAUCUUCUGCCCAAGUUCUCCUGGAGCGUAAAUACUGCAAAGUGGACCGGGACACUGUCUGCCUCCAUGACGGGAAAAGGCUCCACAGAGUGCAUUUUGACACCAUGAAGAUAUCCUGCUCGUCCACGUACAGCAGCGUCAGACGCCUGAGCAACUCUGAGAGUCACCCGUACUUCCCCGCCAAGUGGCGCAUCUACUGGAGGGACAUCUUACAUUGGAAGGAGUACACCCAGGACCAGUCUGACUUUCUCCUUAGGAAGAUUAGCCAGAAGGAGCCACACUGUUCUUUAAUCAUUGAUGCCAAGAAGUACAAGGUGGACUUUACCAACAUGACCCAAAUUAAUGUCAAGACCGGCUACCAGAGGGAUGUCCGCUGCGUAGCAGUUUACCGCUCGCCUGAGUCUAUGCACCCUUACUUGAAGACAGAGCCUGCCCAGCCUUUCCUUCAGCCCAACUUUUGUGUGGACCCUCUGGAGGACUUCACCUCCUGGUACCCUCCAGUGUGGUCUUUAGACUCAAAGCAGGACAUGAACCUGGUGAAUGUUCCGGCCUGUUCAAGGGCCUUCAAGACUGUCCAGAAAGUCUUCAAUGAGGGUCUGCAUGAGAGCGAGGUGGACAUUGUCAGCAUCCAUAUGGUCCAGAAUGCCCUGCACUGGGACAAGUAUCAACGGAAAAAGGUGUCCAUGCAGAAAAAGCACGGCAGCUGCCAGGAACCUUUGGAGCGCCAUCUCUUCCACGGCACUAAACAAAAGGCCGUCAAUGACAUCUGCCAGAACAACUUCGACCCGUGCAAGCAUAAAUCCAGUAACGGCACCUACUUUGCUGCCUCAGCCAAAACGUCCCAUUUGUACACGACUUUGGGGGAGCCUGAUGGGGUCCGCCACAUGUUCUUAGCAAAAGUCCUGGUGGGGAAGAAGAUCUUGGGCCCGUAUUCUUGGCAAGACCGCUACGACGCCUGCGUUAACAAAACAUAUCUGCCCGACGAGUUUAUCGUCUCUGACAGCUGUCAGAUCUACCCCUACUUCCUCAUCAGUUUCAAAGACGAGUCCGACUUCAUCGACUUCGACUUCAUCGACAUUUGACACGGUCCACGUUGGCAAAGAAUGUUCCGUUUGUCAUCCACAAAGAAAGUGAAGCACUGGCAUGUACCAGACGGUCUAUUUCUAGGCCAGGGGUCACCAACCUUUUUGAAACCAAGGGCUACUUCUUGGGUACUGAUUAAUGCGAAGGGCUACCAGUUAGAUACACACUUAAAUAAAUUGCCAGAAGUAGCCAAUUUGCUCAAUUUACCUUUAACUCUGUUAUUAUUAAUAAUUAAUGAUCUUUAUCUUUGUGGAAACACUGAUCAUCUUAAUGAUUUCUCACAAUAAAUAUAUAUAGAAACAGAUAAAUAUCAAUAUGCAACACUUUAUUUUUAUAUUUUCUCUUAAGUGCACAUUUUUCAAAUUGAACAUUUUCAAAUGAUCACUUCUAAGACAGUCUUGUGAAAUCACAAUAUCCCAUUUUAACUAGCUAGCCACUAACAUUUUUUAACAAAUCAUGAAGUACUUUGCACCAUGUUUGUACAAAUAAUAACUCAUGUAAAAUACAAAAGUAAACUCUCAAAUUUUUAAAUCAUGUCACACUUUGAACUGGACACCAAAUCUGUUAUCUGUUUCUUUGUCAGUUAGUGGGAAGCCUGCCAUUGCAUGCUGUUAACUAGUGUGUUGUACUCUGGUGUGUAACUUGACACUGCAACUCUGAGUGAGUCUUGCAGAUGUGCAUCAGUGAGGCGUGUUCUGUGUUUGUUCUUGAUGAAGUUCAUGUCAGAAAAGGCUGAUUCACAAAGAUAAGAUUU